AUGUGGCCGUGCGACGAGCAAGAACAGGAUCGCCUUGACUUGCUACACAAAGUCAUCACUGAAGCCAGGAUAGGCGAUGGGUUGCUAUAUGCUCCUCAUCCUUCCAAUGCACGAGUGCUCGAUCUUGGCUGCGGCACUGGAAUACGAAUUGGGUGCAGCCUUCACUGGGACUCGACGAGGGACCGCUACAGUUACAGCACAUAAUAAUAGUCAACAUCGGAGAACCGACUCG
Talaromyces stipitatus ATCC 10500 is the source of this 232-nucleotide messenger RNA. RefSeq lists its product as uncharacterized. The record is from RefSeq and is a predicted model, not a curated record. The transcript has a single exon. The coding region runs from base 1 to 204 and encodes 67 amino acids. Lineage: Eukaryota; Fungi; Ascomycota; Eurotiomycetes; Eurotiales; Trichocomaceae.